Porites lobata is the source of this 10275-nucleotide messenger RNA. The record is from the annotation of a GenBank genome assembly. NCBI's taxonomy places the organism in Eukaryota, Metazoa, Cnidaria, Anthozoa, Scleractinia, Poritidae.
GAUGUCUGCAAGAGGUGCACGAUCAGAGUAUGUGGAAGAGUUGCAUCUCGUCAGGAACAAUGGGCAGCCACACAGGCCACAAAUUACUUGGACUUCAUGGCAGACAUGGAUAUCUAUCGUCAUCCCCGCACCAUUCGUAACUCUGGCCUCAUUUGCACCCUUGGUAAAGAAUUCAGAAAACUUAUUUUCUAUUAUAAUUAACAAUUAUUCCAAGAGUUGCGUUGGAUAUGAGAUGGCUAUGAUCAUCUCAUAUCCAACAAGUGCAAGUGGAAUAUAUUUUGUUUUAUUAAAAACACCCACAAAAUAUUGAGAAUUCUUCCCUACUUUAUUUGAAGAAACGACUGAUUUUCUGCUUGUUUUUAAUUUUGAGCGGAUGCGUACAGUUACCCUAUUUGGAGAGCGUGGUAUAAUGGCUCAUAUAACAUAUGGCUAAGCCAAUCAGAACUCUAAAUUGCAUUAUCCAAUGAUUCAGUUUUUAAUAAUUAACAAUGUCUGAAAUGUUAUUUAAUGAAUACACGUUGAGCCCUUGAUUGAUUUGAAGAUCAGUGGAAGCCCCUUAAGCUAACAAAUAAUCAGGGAUUUAAAAUCACCAGUUAGAGAAAAAAAAGGAAAAAUAUUUCUUUUACGAAUUCUAAUACAUUAAAUCACCUUAUACCUACAUACCUACAUACUCACCUUGAGUGUAUGCUCAUCUGAUCCAAGAUCAUUUUCCCACACUAUAAAAGUAUAUCUCAGCCUGCACAAUUUUGAGUUGUCCCAAAGUUGGAAGUUGGUGGGGGUGCUGCCCUUGAGCUUGGGUCAAUUAUGGGCAUCAUGAACCUCUGAUCUUUUGCUGUUUUUUAUAUUUAGGCCCUGCCUCAAGAGAUCCAAAGAUCAUUUCUGAGCUGAUUGAAAAUGGAAUGAACAUCGCAAGGUUGAAUUUCUCACAUGGGACUCAUGAGGUACAUGUAUUGACAAAUAUUUUGUCAUUUAUUAUUAUAUUAACAUUAAUUUUGGAUAAAAAUUAAUUAAACAAAAUUGGAAUUUUUGUGUUACCAAUAGUCCCAUAUAUAUGAUACAAUAGUUAAUUUUUUUAUCUCAGGUAAUUAUAAAUUCUUUUUUGGUUCAACUUCAUUAACAUAAAACAAAAAGAAAAAUUUAAUAAAAAUUACCUGAGAUAAAAAAUUAACUUUAUAUAUAACAAAAUUAUGUACACUGGACUAACCUUUUUGUUUUGUUUGCUUGUAAAAGAAUAUCCAGGAAAUGCUCUAUUGUUACACUCACAAACGAAAAACACAUGCAAAUUGAAAAUCUUGUCUUCUUACCCACUGCCUCCCCUACAUUUUCAUAAAAUGAGUCUCACAAGGGUGAAGUCUGGUGAAAGCUGAUCAAACACACGUCUGCCUCCCCUCCGCUAAAAAAUAUUGCAGAAGGAGAAGAAGAAAAGGAAAGCAAUCAUUGUCUGCCCCUCCCCCUUUUUUCUUCUUCAAAGUUUUGACUUUUAAAGUAUGAAAAAAGACAAGCUAUCAAUGAAGUUGUUGUUAAAUAGCAUAGUACACAGCUUCCCCAAGAAGUCUAACAGUUGUGAGAUGUGGUUUGCAUUUUACUUAACAUAUUUAUAUAACUGCAUUCUUGAAGGGUUUGAAGGAAAUAGUUACAUGUACCAUGCAUCUUUGAGAUACCUGUCGUGAAAUAAAUUUUUCAUUGUGGCUAAUGUUUAAAAAAGAAUUUUGUUGAUUGUAUGUCUCAUUAAAGUCACUUGGAUAUUGAUCAUAAGUUUUGACAGCAUUCUACAGGUCUUCAUCAGGCAAGAUGCCUGAUAAAACAUCAAAUGAGGUAAACUUAAUGAUGCCCAUUUUGUUCAUUUAAGUCUCCUGUUUCUUUUAAAUUUUUGUUGUUAGUAUCAUGCAGAGACCAUUGACUUGGUGAAGCAAGCAAGAAUUGAAGAAUGGCCCCAUGCUGUCGCCAUUGCACUUGAUACGAAAGGGCCAGAGAUCCGAACUGGGCUGCUAAAGUCGGUGAGUGUAUUGACAGAAAGCAGAUUGUAAUUCCCACAAGGGAUAAGUCUAAAAAAAAUUCUGAAGGAAAGAGAAGCAACUAGGAGGAGGAGGAAAGGGAAGUGAACCUGGUUGCCCUGUGGCCCUAGCUCCCGCCAGUCUCCUGUAGCUUAGCGUUAGAGCAUCUGGACUAGUGAUAAGGUCAUAGGUUCAAUUCCUAUUUGGAGUACUCAGAUUUUUCCUUCCAAGCCACCUGUGUCACUGAUUGAAAAAUCAUCAUAUCUCCAUAAUUGUGCAUAAGGAGGGGGCAUUGAGAUCUAUAAAAAAAACUGAAAAACCAUGCAAAAAAUCACCCAAAACAGAAAAAAGGUAUUAGAUUUCGAUCAAAACCCAAAAACUGAAUUCAAAAUCAUCACAACCAAAGAUGAAUGUACACACCUCAAUGUCCAAAACUCUAAUUGCUAUGAAUAGUUGGUAGCACGGAACAUGUGGAGUAAACAAUAUCACAUCGUCUUCAUUCUAAAUCAUGAUUUAUCUCCUCACAGUAUGAGCACUAUCUAGAGGUGAUUUGGUCAUAAAAGCGCUAUAUCUGGUGUCAUUUCAUAUUUUAGAACAAUUCACAAAGAUCCUCGAUUGAAUAGCACUAGAGGACUGUGGCGGAAUAUGUGUGAUCAUAAAAAGCAAUUGUAUAUACCUCCAUCAAAAAUCCGGACCCCUUCAUUGCCGUUUUGAGAACUUAGAGGUGGAUUUGAUUUGAUUUGGAUGUUGCAGCAAUCAGUCACCUAAGACCUGGAUUGACUUUAAAAUAGACACAUCUAAAUUAGUCUAGAAAUACGUGACUGCAAAGAGAGGAAUCUAACUGACACAGUUUGUUCCUUUUUGUCAUUAACAGGAACUUAAUGUGACUUUUUUACUAUGGAAGAUAAAAGUAAUUAACUUACUGUUUCCUCUCAACCUUGUCAUGCAGACAAAGAAACAGGAAACCAAAAUAAUUGGAAAAAUGGAAAACCACAUCGGAUGGCAAAUAAAAAAAAAUGCUUGUUUUUGCCAAAACCGAAAACCAGAUGCUAAAAAGCAAAAAAAAAAGCGCAAACCGCAACAGACAACCAAAAACCGCAAUUUUUCAGUGCAAAACUGAUAAACUAACUUAAAAAAUGACCAAUUUAUUUUAACCAAAAAACCGAAAAUAUACGGAAUAUUGCACAGACCUGAUUCUUGUUGAGUUUUUUGUAUAUUCGUCUUAUAUUUCCCAGAUUCUGAACUUUCUGUAUUGAAUGGUUUGCAUUUUUAUUCUCAUUGGCAUGACACUGAAAACAGAGAAUAUGUAGUCCUGCUAUAGUCUGCUACACAGCUCACACAGUGCUCCUGGAGAGGAGCGUUGCAUGACGGCACUAAAAAUGGCUGUGUAGUAGACUAGUCGUGCUAUGAUCUUUUAAUCUGUAGAGAGGUUACUUUUAAAGCUUGAUCAAAGAAUAAUGUACAAACUUGUACUUAUCAGGCAGAAAAUAAACUAAGGAUUUACCUGGUGUAUUAUCCUGUGAGAAAGCUCUCCAUUUAUGACAAGCAAAGGAAGUCACAAGAGAUUGCGAGGGCCAUGCUGCUCUUGCGUCUCAUUACUCCCUCCAAAUGGAGAGCUUGCUCACAGGCUAAUGAUGGACUAGGAAACAGAAUUAACUUUAAAGUUAACCUGCGUAGCUGGCGGUAUUGUGUCGGUGAGCGAUUAACGUUUUGGCGGCAGAGGUGUGAUCCAAAACAGGGAGUGGAGACAAGGCUUCACCACCAAAUCUCACUCGACUGCUUCACAAUACUGCCAGCUAUGCAGGCUACUUUAAAGUUUGAUAUUGAAGGGUGGAAAUACAUGCAACAAAUUCUAGCCACUUUUCAUGCUACAUGUACAUUGUUCCACAUUGUUGCUCAUAGCAACAUUUUGUCAUUGCUUCAUGCAGCAUUGUUUGUUCUGCAACAUGCUGCCAACUGAAACAACAAAACAACUAGUAUAGCAAGAAAAAUUCCUCUCAAACUGAUGAGGCGAAAUUGUUGCUUGAAGAAUUGCUCCAAUGUGUUGCCAGUAUUACCACCCCUUAAGAAACGAAGGGAUUAAAGGAGGGAUUAAAGGAGAGAGUGUAAAAUGUAUCAACAAAUGAAUUGACCUAAAAUUAUGUUGUUAUUUAUUACAGGGGGGUAGUGGAGAGCUCUCCCUUGAAAAGGAUGAAUUACUGAAACUUUCCACAGACAAAGCACAUUAUGACCAAGGAGAUGAAAACACCAUCUUUGUUGACUACCAGAAUAUCACAAACGUUGUAAAAGAGGGGCAGAUUAUUUUUGUGGAUGAUGGACUGAUCUCUCUGAAAGUUGUGGAGAUUGGGAAAAGCCAUUUACUGACCAGGGUUCUAAAUAAUGCUAAACUUGGCAGUAAAAAAGGUGUCAACCUGCCUGACGUUGAAGUAGACUUGCCAGCAUUGUCAGAACAGGACAUUAAGGAUAUUCAUUUUGGUGUUGAACAGGGGGUAAGUGUUUCUGUGAUCACUAAUGCAAACGUACAAUGUAAUAUCAUUGUUAUCUCCAGUCUAAUUAUUUGUAAAGUGAAGAAAUCAUCCUCUUCGCGGGAUGUUUCCAAGGAUAAUAAAAUGUGCAACAUUUUGAUAAGAAGUUUGAAAUUUGCAAAACUAGUCUUCCAGUCUUUGAAAAAUUCUGAAAGAUAGAGAUACCGGUAGUCUCUUUAACAAUUUCCUGACAAACAAGAGAGACUAGGUCCACAGCCAAGGUGGCUACCAUUUUCGUCACUAAGACAAACUACUGAGAGAUAGGAAAAAUUAAACUUAAAAACGUUACUCGACGUUCCGAUGUUUGACGAACAUCAUUAACAAGAGUGAGAAAUGUUAAAUUUCAAAGCUGUUUAAAGAACUGAGGUUUGAAUAAAUUAGAUUGUAUUAGUGCAUGCUUCAUUUUUAGGCAGAUUUCUAAAUAGAAAAGCUUAGCGCCAUUCGAAUGCUACUGCACGUUCAUAGCCUUCGUCGGACCCCUCCCCCUCUCCGAUUUUUCCUGAGGGAAGGGGAGGUCUGUACAUAGGCUACACGUUCAGUGAUGGUUUGCGUUCUCAGUGUAUAAAUAGUAUCUCGUAGACAAGGCGUCUCUGAACGUGCGGAGAACUCUACACAGCAAUGAAGCAUGCACGAAUACAAUCUCAUUUAUUCAAACUUCAACUCUUCCUAACCCAACUGACCGCCCCUAGGUCUCUGAGGAUGACUGGUUACCUGUGCACUGUAUAUUUUCCUUGUCACAAUCAUGUGCUUAUUGUAGACAUUGUACUCACAGAAUUCAACAAGUUAAUACGAUUUUAUCACUAAAAACAGUAGUAAAAAAGCCUGACAUGUUUGAAGCCCAUCUGCCAUUUUUCAUUUUCGUGUUUGACCCUUGUACUGAAGCCCACUAACAAAAGUUUUCUGUUUCCUUCUACACAAGUUUAACUUCCUUGGCUUUGUGCUGGCAGUCUUUGGCUCCUUCCUUCUUCUUCUAUGUCUGUUUUAGUCUCAAUAUCAAUAAAUCAAACGUCUGUGACUUUUAUCUGUCUGCCCGCUUAAUGCAGACACCUGGAUAAUACGGACACUAUGGCAUGUCCUCUAUUUAUCUCCGUUAACAGGGUUCCACUGUAUCAGGGGCACCCAACGAGAAUAUAGUUCAAAACCACUUAAACAUAGCAUUGUUAAACUUAUUUUAGUAUUUAAACAGUAGAUAUAGGGAUAUUUUUAUCCUCUAAAAAGUUUCCAUCUGUUCGGAUUUCCUAGCUGAAAGUCUAGUGAUCCGAAAAUUAUAGGGAUCAAAACUUACCUUUUCGAAAAUUUCAGCCAGAAAAAAGGCUCCCGAAAAUUCUAGGUGACCUUUUUAGGGUAAAAAUCCGUUCAAAAUGGGCAAUUAUACCAUUUUUUAGAUGUUCGAAAAUCCUAGGAGAGGCAGGCAAGCAAGAAAUAUUUUCCGAAAAUUGACGUUGGGUGCCCCUGACUGUAUAUCAAACAUCAUUAUUUGUUGCAUUGUCGUUGUUUCUAGGUGGACAUGAUAUUUGCUUCAUUUAUUCGCAAAGCUCAAGACAUAAAAGACAUACGCAGUGUAUUGGGUGAGAAAGGAAAAGGAAUCAAGGUUAUCGCCAAGAUUGAGAAUCAUGAAGGAGUAAGAAAGUUUGAUGAGAUCAUGCACGAAGCAGAUGGUAUCAUGGUGGCUCGAGGAGAUCUGGGCAUUGAAAUCCCACCGGAGAAAGUGUUUUUAGCCCAGAAGAUGAUGAUUGGUCGAUGCAACAAGAACGGAAAGCCUGUUAUAUGCGCAACUCAGGUCAGUAAAUAGAUAAUAUGGAAACAAUGAAUAAAUAAUAUCGUCUAAUUAACAACAGUAGAAUUAAUUUUGCGUCGUUAGCACCUAUAAAACUUUGGAAUUUCAAUCCUGUGGAAAAGCUGGAGCGUCAAACCCAAGAGAAAGGCGCGAGGAGCUAGGGAACUCUGUCCUAUCGCGCGCGCUUGUCCACCUUCCUCGCGAGCAUUACCUAUUCCCGCGUAUUUUUUGCGCCUAUCAGGCCGGCUAACGCGAAAAAUAUCCGUGCACUGCUCAAUUCGCACUGCUCUACCUUUGAUGAUGUGACAAGUUGUUGAAUUGGUAACCAACAUAUUUUAUUGUACCAACAGAUGUUGGAAAGCAUGAUUCAUAAUCCUCGUCCUACUCGUGCUGAGGGUUCAGAUGUUGCCAAUGCUAUUCUGGAUGGAGCUGACUGUGUAAUGCUUUCUGGUAUGUUUUGAUGGAAGCUAGUAAAAAACGCCUUAAACUAAACGCCCUAUUCACGGUAUCUUAGCUAAUAAGGCGGAGCUUUAGCAUCGACGACUCCGACGGCAACGGAAGCGAAAACGUCACUUUUGAAAUGCUUUUGCUUUUUUCCUACUUUUUCGUGUGUGUUUUAUUAUUUUUUUUCCAUUUCGCUGAAAAUGUUAAACGUAGGCGAAUUUCCGUGGAGUUGAUUUCUUGGGGACCACAUUCAAGUUUAGAAAGGGAAAGAAAAAUUCGUAGUCGCCCGUUUGAGUCCUCCACAGAACGUGAAAUUAGGCAUUUUUACGUCGUAAUCGUGCAGUGACGGCAAAGAAAUGGUCAAAAAAGUGUGGUGCACGUGCAAAGUUGUUGUUUUUAAUAAACCGAUUUCUUUUUUCACUUUCUUGUUGGUGUCGCCAUCGUCGUUGCGAAAACUCCUUAAUGAAUUACCUGGGAUUAAAUGACAGUAAACCGCCAUAAUUCUGUUGCAGCUUCCCUUGCGAGUAGGACGCUGAAGUUGAUGCGAUCUUUUGCUCGCUUCAAUUGGAGAGGAUCGCUUGCUGCGCAUGCUACUUUGAUUACAGUAAAUUUAGACUACUUACUACGAGUAGUCCCUCAUUUUCCUCAGGAAUAGUGGAGUGAGCGAAACGCAAGCGCGUGUGAAAAUCAUCCAACGCGAGAAAGGCGAGACGCAACGGGGAGAGAGAAACCACGCACGCCUUUCUCGCGUGGGAUGAUUUUCAAGCGCGUUCGCGUUUCACUCGCUCCACUAUCCCUAAGGGAAAAUGAGGGACUACUCGUAGUCUACUGUAAAUUAGACGAGUCUGUAGGGGAACUCCUGUUCAUAUAAAGAAAGGAAACGACUUUAUUACGGACCACUCUUUCAGUGCGCCCUCGCGCGUGCUAUAUACUCUAUCCAUAGUUACUUUUGAGUUAGCGACAGACGAGACUUAAAGAGUCAGUUUAGUCAAGCCGGUUCCCUAACAAAAUCGUUUCCAAGUCGUUUUCAACAAAUACUGACGAAAAACCGGAUCAACUUAGGUUUCUGGAAACUACCUUUAAGCUAACAUUAGCACUCACGUCUCACUUUGGGCAAAAUGAUGGCUUAGGGGAGGGGUCGAUGGGCAGUUUCCUCGAAACUAAAAUUGAUCCGAAGAAACUAGGGGUCCCUGAUUGUUGAAACCGUGGUCUAAGUGAGAGACAAUCGCCCAUCAGUACAUUAUUAUUAUUUAGCACGGUGUAUCCCCGUUAAUACGGACACUGAGGGGGCCAUGGAAAGUGCCAUGUUAAGGAGGUGCCCGUACGAAUCGGGAUGAAUUUAGCGAAAUUGUAAGGGCUAGGGACAAGGAAAACUGUCUGUAUUAAGCGGGAUUGAUUGUACUACGGCGACAGUCAUGAAAUUGAAACAAAGUAGAGGGGAUUAAAAGAAUUAACCAACGAGCGUAAAAAGUAAAUCAUUAACGUUACAGGAAAGGAAAAGUUACGAGAGCGUACGGUACCGUUGCCUCUUGUCUUCAGUCAACAGUUUGAAAUGAAGGGUUUUGUUGUUGUUCAUAAUUCCAGGUGAGACCGCGAAAGGUCGUUAUCCAGUAAAAGCCAUAGCCAUGAUGCACAAGAUUUGCCGUGAAGCAGAGGCCGCCAUUUUUCACAGGCAGCUGUUUGAUGACUUGAGGCACUCUAUGAACAGAGUCGCAGAUACUCACGAAACAACUGCCAUAGCUGCAGUGGCUGCGUCAUUCACAGCUAAUGCGGCAUGCAUAGUCUGUCUUACGCACACGGGAAAGUAAGUCGAGUGCCCAGGGGCGGGCGGAAGGGGGGGGGAAUGAACAAAAUGUUAAACGCGGAGGUUCCGCCCCGAGGUCCAACCCCUUACCUGCCUUUUAUAUACCAUUUUUGUCAGAAAAUGUACCCCUUUCACAUACCUUGUUUAGAAUACUAGACCCCUUGUAACUGCUGUAAAUGCACUUUCUUUCAACAAUGAAUAAUUCAAAAAGCAGAACGGUUUUUCGACUUUUUCACCGCCAUAAAAUGCAUUUAGACACACGUUAACAGAUUUCCCAACCCUUUCUUAUACUUCAAAUAGUGAAAUCCGUACCCUUUCACAUACCUGAAGCCUGAACAAGGUACCCCUUUUGGGCGGAACCUCCCCGUAUAGGCCAUUAUAGGGAGUAACCCCCACCCCCCCCCACCCGGGGGGGGGGGGGUCUGCGUAGCUGGCGGAAUUGUUUUUGCUCGUGUGAGAGUUUUUGUUUUUCCCGUGCGUCUCCUCCCAAUUCUCCGCACGAAGCUCCUCUGCUAAAACUUUGCUCGUGCUACAACGAUCCCGCCGGUUACGCAGGCUAGUCAAGUGAAGACCAAGAUUAUUUACCUUUUACAAAUAAAAUGUUUCCUGGUCAGAAAGUUAAUGGCAAACGACCUUCUUGGUCAUUCCGGGAGAAACAAAACGUUUGAGAAGGCAGUCCUGUUUUCUCGUUCGGGGUGUUUCAAACAGAAAUUAGAGUCCCAAUUGUCUUCCUGCUACAUAACGGAUAACAAAUCUUAGUUUACGCGGCCGUAUCUCAGUAAAUGAAAGGGUUUUGUGCAAUUAUCAAACGGAAGUUCCGAGUGGAAUUUUCCUUUGGCGCGUAGAAGAGCGUGCACCAUUUGUCCAAACCGUAAACCGAAAUAAACUGAUCAGUUUUCCAAUGUUAAUGCUCAAAGGGUUAUUAGGGAGCUUAAGAUCCGACGACGGCGACGGCAACGGGAACACCACAAAAGCAAUAGGUUUAAUAACCAAAACAACAAUUUUGCACGUGCAUCAAGCAUUUCUUUGCCGUCACUGCACGACUACGACGUGAAAAUGCCUAAUUUUAAGUUGUACAGAGGAAGUACACAAGCGACUACGAAAUUUCCUCUCUCUUUCUGAACUUAGAUAUGGUUCUUAGGAAUUCAACUUUAGGAUGGUUCACCCACAUUUGAAAAAGUUAGUGACUUGCAGUAAUCGCGAUGAAGAUUGAAAUAACACCAAUUCACUUUUUUAGCGACGUUUUCUCUGCAGUCGCCUUCCUCGGAUCUUAAGGUCCCUAUUUUAUCGGCUGGGACGCAACAUAGUGUUCGUUGCCGUUGUAGGAAGGCGUUAAAAUUAUUUUUGUCUACUUUUUCCUUUAGGACUGCUGAAGUAGUGGCGCGCUUUCGUCCCCGCUGCCCUAUCAUCGUGGUAACACGUGACGCACGCGUGGCACGCCAGAUGCACUUAUACAGGGGCUGCUUUCCGCUCAUUUACGAUAGACCGCCAAAAGAGAACGUGCUUGAAGAACACGAUGAGCGGCUUGAAUUUGCGCUGGACAUGGGCAAAAGGAUGGGAUUCAUGAAAGUAGGAAACGCGUUUGUGUUUGUGUCGGGUUGGAAGGCUGGUGCAGCUCAUACCAACACAAUCCGCAUCCUUACUGUCAUGGAAGAGAAGAUUCAUAUCGCCAAGAGUCUGUCAGAGUCCGCAGAUAUAAAAGGGAGGAUGCAAAACUUGACCGUGCCCUAG